CAAGUUUGCAGGUUCAUAGCACAGAGUUUAUAUGAAUACUAGAGUGCGUGCUCCUUUUCUGUAAGAAAGAAAGAAACUCCUCACCUUCCAUGCGAAUGCAUGCAAGUGCUUCUCGCGGGACAGGGAGAUAUUCGUGUUUCAUACUGUGUACAGAACAUCGAGCCGUGCUCAUCUUGCGAUCGCAAUUCUUGCCAACCUCCUAGGAAUUGCUUGGCUGGUCUUGUCAAAGACUCUUGUGAAUGCUGCUACGUUUGUGCUCGAACGGAAGGCGAAAGGUGCGACCAUGAAGAUUUGCAUUUGGAAGGUUUCGGACAUUGUGGGGAUAAUUUGGAGUGUAGAGUCAGGAAUGAUCUAGAUUGGGAUGAUCCUCCGGAAGCUGUGUGUGUUUGCUCGAAGCAGAAACCUUUAUGUGGAAGCGAUGGAGUAACUUAUGAAAAUAUUUGUCAAUUGACCGAAACCCGAUAUAGAAGGCGGGAUGGACUUCGAGCUGUUUCAGCUGAGCCAUGUGUCAAACCUCCCAAAAUUCUAUCGCCGCCCCUCAACGUGAGGAAUUCAACUGGAAGUUAUGCUGCCAUGACAUGCGAAGCAAAUGCGUGGCCAGCCCCAGAUAUUCAAUGGCAUUUGGAAAAGAAUGGCAACCUCAUCUUACUGCCAGGCAAUAACACACUCCUAGCUGUACAAUAUCGAAGUGGCCCUGGAAUGGAUGAAGCGACAAGCUGGCUUUUGUUUCUUCGUUUAUCAGAAGAAGAUGAAGGUAUCUACACAUGCAAAGCUCAUAAUGAUGCAGGAGAUGACACGGCAUCUGCAACUGUUAGCAUUAUUAGCAAUUAAUAAAAUAAAGCUUGUCAGUUGAUUAGUUAUUACACAUGUGAUACCAAAAAACUUUUGCCCCAUGACGGCGACUAGGCUUUGCAAGGCAUAAACUGCACAAAAUAUUUCCGUUUUCAUGAAGGAAGUAAGCUCCACUUUAGUGGACAAUACUAGAUUUUAAAACAAAAUGAUGGACUUUUCACGAUGUGAAUGAUAUGAACAACAAUGAUAU
Uloborus diversus is the source of this 1042-nucleotide messenger RNA. Its product is annotated as insulin-like growth factor-binding protein-related protein 1. NCBI's taxonomy places the organism in Eukaryota, Metazoa, Arthropoda, Arachnida, Araneae, Uloboridae. The transcript has 4 exons. Gene Ontology annotation, cellular component: extracellular region. The coding region runs from base 100 to 831 and encodes 243 amino acids. Gene Ontology annotation, biological process: regulation of signal transduction; regulation of cell growth. Gene Ontology annotation, molecular function: insulin-like growth factor binding. The record is from RefSeq and is a predicted model, not a curated record.